CGCGCAGCUCGGGCUCCAGACUCGGAGGAGAGCGCGGCGGUCGCCAUCGCUAGGGGGGUCCCGGCCCCGGCCGUGUCCGGGCACCAUAGCGCCGCUGCGGUGAGGCCCCGUCCCACUGCCGCGUCGGGCCCCGGGCCUGGUGCAUGGAGAGACGGGGAAGGAUGGACUGCCCCGCGCUGCCCCCCGGCUGGAAGAAGGAGGAAGUGAUCCGCAAGUCGGGCCUCAGCGCCGGCAAGAGCGAUGUCUACUACUUCAGUCCAAGUGGUAAGAAGUUCAGAAGCAAGCCUCAGUUGGCAAGAUACCUGGGAAACACUGUUGAUCUCAGCAGUUUUGACUUCAGAACGGGAAAGAUGAUGCCCAGUAAAUUACAGAAGAACAAACAGAGACUAAGGAAUGAUUCUCUCAAUCAAAAUAAGGGUAAACCAGACUUAAAUACGACACUGCCAAUCAGACAAACAGCAUCCAUUUUUAAACAGCCAGUAACCAAAGUUACCAACCAUCCUAGCAAUAAAGUGAGAUCAGAUCCACAACGAGUGACUGAACAGCCACGACAGGUGUCCUGGCAGCAGCUUCCCACAAAGGAUGGAGCCAGGAUCAUCAUGAGGCUGCGCAGCUCUUCAUGUGCCACUGGAAAGGGCUUUUGCUUCAUUUUCUUGCCUGUUUCAUUACAUGGACUAGAAACCCUCAGUCUUCCAGUCAUUGCUGCUUGUCUUACUGCUUCAGAGUUAUAUUGCAUUCAGCUUUGGCUGAAGUUAAGCAGUCAACCUUGGACUGCUACCGAGAAUCGCUCUGUGGAUGAAAAAUGUCAGAAUAGCUAUUGGCUUCAAGAGCAGUUUCAUCAAAACAGAAAGCAAGAAGAACGGGUGCACCAGGUGCGUAAAAAACUGGAGGAGGCACUUAUGGCAGACAUCUUGUCGCGGGCUGCUGAUACAACAAAAGAUAUGGAUGUGGAAAUGGACAAUGGAGAUGAUGCAUAAGAAGAGGAUCAGGUACUUUAACUGACUUGUCCCAGGAGGAAUUUCCUAAAAAAACAGAGGCACUUUCUCCUUCGGUCUUUUAUUGUAAGAAGAAAUGGACCCAUGCACAUUUAUAUAGCUUUCUAAUAGCAUUAAAACCAAUGCCUUUUUAGACUCCUAUUUUUGAUGUAAAUAUCUUAUUUGAAAAACAAACUUUAUUUUGUGUCCUACGACUUAAAAUAAUCUUUUUUAAAAUAUCAAACAGUACCCUUAAACUAAAGCUGAGCUUUUGAGACUAGGUUGCAAACCUACUGGAAUUAUAUUGCCUGUACUUAAUAUUUGUUUUUCCUGUGGUUUAUAAUAAUGAUGGAUCAGGAGAAAAAGGAUGGAUCAGGAGAAUUAAAGAUUAUUGUGACUCAAUGUAUAUAAACAGAUUUUUAUACUGCUGUUGAGUGAAAACACCUGUACAUUCUUCCAUCAUCACUGUAAAGAUAAAUAAAUGAUUAUAUUCA
Molecule: messenger RNA, 1468 nt
Organism: Gopherus flavomarginatus (Mexican gopher tortoise)
Lineage: Eukaryota; Metazoa; Chordata; Testudines; Testudinidae
Gene: MBD2
Product: methyl-CpG binding domain protein 2
Exons: 7
Coding region: 144-977 (277 amino acids)
Molecular function (GO): DNA binding
Source: RefSeq, a predicted model, not a curated record